AUGAAGGGGGCUGGCUUCCAACGUGAACCCGAAUGGAAUGAGCGUGAUGAGCGCUCAUCAAAUGCACAGAAUGAAACCUUUUCCCCCAGCAGGGCUCCCCAAACUGAUUUUCACAAUUCAACGGUUUCAUUUGACCCACUGGGUGGCCAUGCGAUCUGGCAGGUCAUUGUCAUCGUGUUCCUGACGGGAUCUUUGUCACUGGUCACCGUCACUGGCAACAUCUUGGUGCUAGUGUCAUUCAAAAUUAACAAAGCGCUGAAGACGGUGAACAAUUACUACCUGCUCAGUCUGGCUUUUGCUGAUCUCACCAUUGGCACCCUUUCUAUGAACCUAUACACCACUUACAUCAUCAUGGACACUUGGGCUCUGGGGAACUGGGCGUGUGAUCUAUGGCUGGCUAUUGACUAUGUGGCCAGUAAUGCUUCAGUCAUGAAUCUUCUCGUCAUCAGUUUUGACAGAUAUUUCUCCGUCACUCAACCCUUGACGUACAGAGCUAAAAGAACCACCAAGCGCGCCGUGACCAUGAUUUGCUCAGCUUGGAGCAUCUCCUUUGUGCUCUGGGCCCCUGCCAUCCUCUUCUGGCAGUUCAUCGUCGGGGAGCGCACCGUGCCACCUGGCGAGUGCUACAUCCAGUUCCUGACUGAGCCCAUCAUUACCUUCUGCACAGCUAUCGCGGCGUUCUACCUGCCCGUCACCAUCAUGGCAUUUCUCUUCUGGAAGAUCUUCCAGGAAACAGAGAAUCGUUCCAAAGACCUUGCUGGUCUAAAGGGGUCCGGAAACCAAAGCAAAGCCUCAAAGCCUUCAAAGCCUAACGAAACCACUAAGACAAACAGCAGCGCUGAUGGGCCAGAGAACAACAGUUUUGAUGAAAAUGGCGGUAAUAACAUUGUUAACCUAUCGCAGUCAGAUGGCGAGAACACUACAGAACAGCAGCCUAGCAAAAUUCAUGCUGCCAUGGCUAAGCGCUUUGCCCACAAAGCCAAGAUGUCCCUCAGCAAGCGCAAGAGUCAGUCGGUCGUGAAAGAGAAGAAAGCAGCUCAAACCCUGAGUGCAAUUUUGCUGGCUUUCAUGAUGACAUGGACGCCGUAUAACAUAAUGGUGCUGGUGAACACGUUCUGCACUGAUUGCAUUCCUGAGACGCUGUGGGCUCUGGGCUACUGGUUGUGUUACGUGAACAGCACCAUCAAUCCCAUGUGCUAUGCCCUCUGCAACAAAAACUUUCGUGACACUUUCAAGAUGAUCCUACUCUGUCAGUGGAAAGCACAGAAGGCCAAGCCACAGUUUCAUCCAAAGCAGAGGCAAGUGCCACCCGGUCGUAAAAAAGAGCCUCCUUAGGAUGUACUGUAUACCUAUACACUGUAAAACAUUGCA
Engraulis encrasicolus (European anchovy) is the source of this 1371-nucleotide messenger RNA. RefSeq names its product cholinergic receptor, muscarinic 3b (gene chrm3b). Bases 1 to 1335 code for a protein of 444 amino acids. NCBI's taxonomy places the organism in Eukaryota, Metazoa, Chordata, Actinopteri, Clupeiformes, Engraulidae. Gene Ontology annotation, cellular component: synapse; dendrite; plasma membrane. Gene Ontology annotation, molecular function: G protein-coupled serotonin receptor activity; G protein-coupled acetylcholine receptor activity. The record is from RefSeq and is a predicted model, not a curated record. The transcript has a single exon. Gene Ontology annotation, biological process: regulation of vascular associated smooth muscle contraction; G protein-coupled receptor signaling pathway, coupled to cyclic nucleotide second messenger; adenylate cyclase-inhibiting G protein-coupled acetylcholine receptor signaling pathway.